AUGGAAUCCUCGCCCCUUGCGAGAAAGCCCUGCGGAACCACACAGACAAGGGAAAUGAAAAAAAUUUUUGACCAGGCACAGAACCUCGUUUUUGAUACACCUUUUCAAAAAAAGCGUUUUACUACUUUUUUUUAUCUUCCUACAUCUCUGCGCAGGGGAGUUCCGGAUAUCUGGCACAUGAUCGGUCCAUACUACCAAAAACUACUCUUGCCUUGUAUCUUUCCUCUUGAUUUUCGCGUGAUGAUUCUCGUUUUCGACAAACUUGUGUUCCUUGUACCUACGACGGAUGUACUUCGAACAGCGGCACGAUAUGGGGAAAAAAUCAUACAACGCCACCAGUCACGUCUGCACAUAAGCUUCUGCCGGUUGCCGCAGGAAUUCGGAUAUUGUGGAAGGAGGAAAAAAAAACAGAUCUCCAUCGUGGAGAAGAUGAAUGAUGGCGGCUCCGGUAUUGUUGCGGAGCGGCGUGACUGGCUGCAGGAGUCUGGUUACUAG
Aspergillus luchuensis is the source of this 495-nucleotide messenger RNA. RefSeq lists its product as uncharacterized. The transcript has a single exon. The record is from RefSeq and is a predicted model, not a curated record. The coding region runs from base 1 to 495 and encodes 164 amino acids. NCBI's taxonomy places the organism in Eukaryota, Fungi, Ascomycota, Eurotiomycetes, Eurotiales, Aspergillaceae.